AGCAAUCUCGGUUCAGGUGUGAGGUGCCCGAGGUGCAUUCUGGGAAACAGAAGUCCAAAAAUUAAAAAGUCUUUGGGUGCAACGCACCCUCUAGGGGUUAACCCUGACAUCUGUUAACAGUAACUCUGGUACAUUCUUCAUUCCACUUUUAGCUAAUUAUUUUUCUAUUACAGCACACCACAUACUUCAGUUUGACCCUUAACACAUGCAUUUUCUGCCAAAUUUAAUCGAAGCAUGUAUUUAAAUUUAAUGGUGAAAUCUAAUUCCUGAUGAUAAUUAAUGAACAGAAUAGCUGGGGGGAUUGAUUAUUAUAACAAAAUAAAGCUUGUAUUUUUUGCCACAAUCAAAAGAAAAGCCAUUCAGUAAGAAUUUUAUUUUUAUUUUCUAGAAGCAGCCUGAAGUCGGACCGGGGCUCAUCAGCUACUACUUUAAAGGAUGAAGGAACAGAUAAGUUACAUCCAGUUACAUGCAGGACAGGCAAAGAGAUCGAAGUGGAAUGCCAGGACAAGAGCAACGGUUCCCCAGCUGCAUCAUACUGCUCGAUGAAAAGUGACCAGUCGAUGAAUUUUCCACCUAACUUCAGUCAAGAGAAAGAUGUCGCAAGAGAUCCCUACACCCGUCAAAUGAUGAAGGAACACUUGAGGUGUACAGAGUGUAAAGAUCUCCUCAAGAAGCCCGUGUCCAUCCCAUGUGGACACAGUUUCUGCAAAAGCUGCAUCCAAUAUUAUUGGACCAGACCAGCCCAGAUAGGAAAUUUCUCCUGUCCUCAGUGUAGGAAGAGGUUUACAACUCGCCCUGCACUCAGCCUGAACGUGACUCUGGCUAACGUGGUGCAGACGCAUCAGUCGACCAGGUUCAGCCCUGCUCUUUCUGCAAAAUGCUAUGCUGGACCUGGAGACGUGGCCUGUGAUUUCUGCUCUAAGAGUAAGAUCAGAGCAGUGAAAACAUGUCUGACCUGCAGUAUGUCUUACUGUGAAGCUCAUGUGAGGACGCACUACACUGUAAAAGUGCUGCGGAAUCAUGUCCUGAUGGAGCCAGCAAAAGAUCUGAAGCAUGGAGGGGUCAACACACUGGGCAAAGCUAAAACUUCAGCUGAGCAGGUAACCAUCCCUAAUGUUCUUAUAAACAACUUGAUGAAUCUGGUGAAUCAGCUCCAAAAUCGCGUGACUAACCUGGAAGUGAAACAGGAGGACAUGCAGAGAAGUAAAACUGAGAACGAGCCCCAGAGAAAAUGCCUACGCAGGCAACUCGACGAGACACCAGGGUUUAUGUCAGAAGUGCAUGAUUGUGCUGUGCCUAAUUACCAGGUUCCAAAGGAAAGUUUUGAUCUCUGAUUAAGGUGGAGUUAACAUGAAGUCACUCUCUGCAUUCACAGCUUUGGGGUCCUUAAAGCAAGUCACCCUGAACUCCUGUGUAGAGGGUCCUUUUCAAACAGUUUCAUGUUCUUUAUGCCCCAGCUGCACCUGCUUUAGCUCAUGGACAUUAUUCUUCUUUUGGAAUUAUAGAUAACUGUAACUGUAAUUGUUAUUUUUAUUCAUUGUUAUUCCAUUUACAAAGCAGCAAAAGAGUUGAGAGCAAGAAGUUUAGAAUGUAACCCUGACAUUACUCUCUCUCACUCUUUAGUGCUUAUUCCGUAUAGGGUCGCUGGAGACCUGGAGCCUAUCACAGGGCACUCGGGCAUGAGGCACACCCUCAACACAAUCACUCACACACACACAAUUUGGAAACGCCAAUUUACCUACCCUGCAUAUGUACUGUGGGAGGAAACCGGAGUACCCAGGGGAAACCCUCCAAGCACAGAGAGAACAUGCAAAUUACACACACAGGAGGAUUAAUUGCCCCAAAAUAUAAAUAAGUAUGUGUGAGAGUGUGUUUGUGUGUGUGUGCAUGGUUGCUAGAGGUGGACUGGUGGUGUAUUAUUGGACUGUUCUAGCAUUAGCCCUCACGAUAGCCCUGUAAAAUGUAAGGGCUCUUCCUGAAGUAAGGAUGAAUGUUAAGCAUUGUACAGCACUUUUUAUCUCAAGGAAAGUAAACUGGUUACGUUAACAUCACACAUGAACAGAUACAAUUAUACAUGGAUAUAUUGAGGAGCCAACAGAUGAUAGUUGAUAAAUCAAGUGAUAUUUUUGUCAAACAAGGAGUUUUAUCGAGAAAAGGUGUAGAUCAGUGUAGAUAAUUCCUUGAUCCUGAUUGGUCCGAACUGUUAAUUAUUUUCUUUCAACAACAUUAGGCAUCAAGGCUUCAAUUCCUGUUUAUUGAACUCGUUCUGUCAUUUGGUUUACAUGUUCGUGUGCACAUGCACGACAAUUUGCAUUAUUUCUGGAAAUAAAGGAACUUUUUGAUCAGAAACAAACUCCAGGCAUUACCUAUGUGCUAUUUAGAGGUGCAACGAUUAAUUGACGUUGUUGAACAGUUGGCAAAAAAAUUUAUUGUUAAGUAGCUGCUGACAUCAUCAUACGAUUGGUUGAUUGAAUCUCGGGUAAACUGUGAACACUCUGACGCGUAGGUUGAAAAAUGGAAGGGAAAGACUAUGUACUGACGGGCAUUGCCAAGUGACGUGAUGUGGAGAGAACUGUGCUCUUUAGUAAAUUCUCUCUCUUACACACACACACACACACACACACACACUACGCUCCUUAACCAAAGACUUAAUCAUAGUUUUCUUAACAUUUCAGAUUAACUUUUAUAAUUGCCACCUGCCAUCUUAACGCUUUAAAUAAUAGUUAUAUUUUAUUGCUGCUACUUUCUUUAUUAUUUUGUUUAUUGGUUAAUACAUGCACAACGCGACCUCAAGCUUAGUUUAAAAGCUGAUAGCUAAAUAAGAGCUACUAAAUAAUUCUGCCAUUUUCAGUAUAGUGUACUGUGUCAUUUAUUUCACUGGACAACACUCUGACCCAUGACAUAUUGAUAAACAAAAGACUGGUGAAGUUGCAAAUGUUUAGGUAACGCACACAACAAACGUAAGUUUCAUGUUUAUCCUAUUAUUUUUACUAUAGUUUUUUUUUUAUUAAAUAAGUAGUUUAUAAAAUAUCAGCUAUGUAUGUAUGCAUUAUAAGUUUGUACACCUAUUUUCUGUUUAAAUAAAAAAAAAACGAUCCUUGAUGCAGACCCACCU
This is a messenger RNA of Clarias gariepinus (North African catfish), 3115 nucleotides long. Its product is annotated as E3 ubiquitin/ISG15 ligase TRIM25-like. NCBI's taxonomy places the organism in Eukaryota, Metazoa, Chordata, Actinopteri, Siluriformes, Clariidae. The record is from RefSeq and is a predicted model, not a curated record. The transcript is spliced from 7 exons. Bases 543 to 1334 code for a protein of 263 amino acids.